Molecule: messenger RNA, 483 nt
Organism: Echinops telfairi (small Madagascar hedgehog)
Lineage: Eukaryota; Metazoa; Chordata; Mammalia; Afrosoricida; Tenrecidae
Product: myosin light polypeptide 6-like
Exons: 1
Coding region: 1-483 (160 amino acids)
Cellular component (GO): myosin II complex
Molecular function (GO): calcium ion binding; structural constituent of muscle
Source: RefSeq, a predicted model, not a curated record
AUGACACAAUUAGAAGGAAUGACAUUGCCUUCAAUGCCACAGGGACAUUUUAAAAUCUAUCUAUACAGCCAAUGUGGAGAUGUGAUGAGCUCCCUGGGCCAAAACCCAAUCAAUACUGAGGUGCUGAAAGUCCUAGGGAGCCCCAUGAGUGGUGAAAGGAAUGUAAAGGUGCUGGAUUUUGAGCAUUUCCUACCCAUGCUGGAGACUGUGGCCAAGGACAGGGGCCAGGGCACCUGGGAGGAUUAUGUUGAAGGCCUUCAGAUGUUUGACAAGGAAGGGAAUGGCACCCUCAUAGGGGCUGAGUUCAGGCAUGUCCUUGUCACACUGUGCGAGAAGAUGACAGAGGAAGAAGUAGAGGUGCUGGUGGCAGGGCCUAAACACAGCAAUGGCUGCAUCGACUAUGAAGAGUUCGUCCACAUGGUGCUGAAUGGCCGAGGACAGACCUUCCUGUGUCCCCGGAGCCCUGUGCCUUUUCCCAUGUGA